AUGUCUGUUGUAGUCCGUGCACGCGCAUUGUCAUGGUAACAGAAAGCGUUUCUUUACCGCUCCUCGACUGCGCCCGUUUACUGCUGGGUUUCUUUGUUAACUGAGAAAAAACGAUGUCAGACUCCGGAUCUGAAAUCCUAGAGGAUGAGCAGAAGUCAGCUGGAGAGUACAGUGGGGAGCGGAAUGAAGCCGGGGAGAGACACGGCUCUGGCAAAGCGGUUCUGCCCAACGGAGACAUUUACGAAGGACAGUAUGAACACGGGAAAAGAUCCGGGAAGGGAACAUACAUAUUCAGGAAUCAAGCUCGAUAUAUAGGGGAAUAUUACCUGAACCUAAAACAUGGACAGGGCAUUUUCUACUACCCAGACGGUUCCAAGUAUGAAGGUUUCUGGGUGGAAGACCAGCGGCAAGGUCAUGGCGUUUAUACAUAUUCCAAUGGGGACACAUAUGAUGGAGAGUGGGUGCAGCAUCAGAGGCAUGGCCAGGGAGUGUACACAUACCAUGAUACAGGCCUUAAGUACACUGGCACAUGGGUCAAGGGUAAGAUGGAGUCCGCUGGAGAGUUUAUACACCUAAGCUACAGAUACCAGGGCAACUUUUUCAACAAUAAACCCAUAGGUCAAGGGAAGUAUAUAUACGAUAAUGGCUUUGAACAGCACGGAGAGUAUGUGCAGGUGGAGCAGGAGAUAGGAGAGGCAGAGGAAGAGCAGCCUGUCACUGACACUAUACUGAAAUGGAUUCCAAAGAUGUGACUGGUCUUCAAUUUUGUGUUUAUUCUGGCAACAAAACACCCAUGAUGCACAAAAAGAAGGAGCCCAGUCCAAGAAACCGACGAAUCCUCAGAUAUAUAUAAUACAGACCAAAUGUUUGGACACACCUUCUCUUUUUCAAUGCGUUUUCUUUAUUUUCAUGACUAUUUACAUUGUAGAUUCUCAAUGAAGGCAUCACAACUAUGAAUGAACACAUGUGGAGUGAUGUACUUAACAAAAAAGGUGAAAUAACAAAAAAAAGUAUAUUCUAGUUUCUUCAAAAUAGCCCCCUUUGCUCUGAUUGCUGCUUUGCACACUCUUGGCAUCAUUCUCUCAAUGAGCUUCAAGAGGUGGUCACCUGAAAAGGUUUUCCAACAGUCUUGAAGAAAGGAGUUCCCAGAGGUGUUUAGCACUUGUUGCCCCUUUGCCUUCUUCACUGUGGUCCAGCUCACCCCAAACCAUCUGGAUUGGGUUCAGGUCCGGUGACUGUGGAGGCCAGGUCAUUUUUAAAUAUAAUAACUAUAUAUAACUCCACAUGUGUUCAUUCAUAGUUUUGAUGCUUUCAGUGAGAAUCUGCAAUGUAAAUAGUCAUGAAAAUAAAGAAAAUGCAUUGAAUGAGAAGGUGUGUCCAAACCUUUUGCCUGUACUGUACUCCUUGAGUUACUGUAUGGAAAAUAAGACAACAGGAGUAACAUAAAGCUAUCCAAAAGCAAGGUGUAAGACUGGUGGAGGAGAACAUGCCAAGCUGCAUAAAAACUGUUAUUAAAAAACAGGGUUAUUCCACCAAAUGUUCAUUUCUGAAUUCUGAAAAUAUAUAAUUUUUUUAUAAUUACAUUUUAGUUUUUUUUCCAGAGCUGUAUAUUAGUAUUUACACCAUAAAUCAAUCAUAUAAACAUAUGACAUAUUUGAAUAGUAUUUUACUGCAUUGGCUGAGGUUGUUUAAGAUGUCAAACUACAAACUUUAUCAUUCUUGCUUGCAUUCAGUUCAGCUUUUGUCUUUUGUAAUGUUUUAGUUGUCUUUUAUGACCUUUGAUAUUAAACUAAUUUUAACUA
Molecule: messenger RNA, 1802 nt
Organism: Astyanax mexicanus (Mexican tetra)
Lineage: Eukaryota; Metazoa; Chordata; Actinopteri; Characiformes; Acestrorhamphidae
Gene: rsph1
Product: radial spoke head component 1
Exons: 8
Coding region: 114-752 (212 amino acids)
Biological process (GO): axoneme assembly; spermatid development
Cellular component (GO): motile cilium; nucleus
Source: RefSeq, a predicted model, not a curated record